Molecule: messenger RNA, 4241 nt
Organism: Calliphora vicina (urban bluebottle blowfly)
Lineage: Eukaryota; Metazoa; Arthropoda; Insecta; Diptera; Calliphoridae
Gene: rad50
Product: DNA repair protein rad50
Exons: 8
Coding region: 186-4118 (1310 amino acids)
Biological process (GO): telomere maintenance via telomerase; double-strand break repair; telomere maintenance via recombination
Cellular component (GO): Mre11 complex; nucleus; condensed nuclear chromosome
Molecular function (GO): ATP hydrolysis activity; single-stranded telomeric DNA binding; double-stranded telomeric DNA binding
Source: RefSeq, a predicted model, not a curated record
AUUGCAGACGCGCAAAUUUUGCCGCUGUGUUGUGAAAUUUCAUUUUGCUGUGCAAAAAACAAUUUUUUUCAAAUUAAUGUUUGUGUAUUUUUGUUUAUCGUAAAUAAUAAGUGUAACUCAAAUAUAUAUUUAUCGAAAGUAUUUGUUUAAAAAACCCAAAAGUGUAAAAUAAAGAGUGUUUCAAAAUGUCUACCAUAGAAAGGCUUUCUAUACAGGGCAUUCGCAGUUUUGGUGGUAACGCUGGUGAUGCACAGGUUAUACGUUUUAGUUCGCCGGUUACUUUGAUUUUGGGUGAGAAUGGUUGUGGCAAGACGACUGUCAUUGAAUGUCUUAAAUAUGCAUUGACGGGCGAAUGUCCGCCCGGCAGUGACCGCGGUAAAAAUUUCAUUCAUGAUCCCAAGAUUUUCAGUCUCACCGAUGUCUUGGGACAAAUCAAGCUGGAGGUGCGCAAUGUCCAAGGAGCGCGACUUUCGAUCUGUCGUUCCAUGAAGUUGGGCCUGAAGCGUAAUAAAAUCACCUUUGAAACGUUGGAUGCCACUUUGAACUAUUUGAAUGAUGACGAUAAGAAGAGCAGUGAAUCAAUAAGCAAACGUUGUGCCGAUGUUGAUCUGGUCAUGAGUCAAUUUAUGGGUGUAUCCAAGGCCAUUAUUAAUAAUGUGUUGUUUUGCCAUCAGGAGGAUUCCAGCUGGCCUCUGGAUGAGCCCAAAAAGCUUAAGGAAAAGUUUGAUGCCAUUUUCGGCAUCACCGAAUAUAACAAGGCUUUGGAUCGUAUUAUUAAAAUGCGCAAAGAUGAAAUGGAACAAUUGAAAAUUAAAGAAUCUGAUUUACGGUUUGUGGAGCAUUUGAAACAAGAAAUGGAGGGAAAAUCUUUGGGUCUUCAAAAAUAUCAACAAAAAGCCAAAACCAUUGAUGACAAUUGUAAAUUGUGUGAAGAAGAAAUGGCUCCAAUUGAGGAGCGUUUGAAGCAAAUUCAUAAAAUUGAAUAUGAUGUGGGAAAAUAUCAGGCCCAAAAGGUGGAAUUGCAAACCAAACAAAAAAAUUGUACUGAACAAAUGAACGGACUUAAGAAGAAAAUUAAGAAAAUGUUCGAAGGUACCAUGGAAGAACUAGACACUGAAAUAUCAUCGUUCAACCAGAGAAUCUCUGAAAAACGUGUGGAACGCAAAGAAGUUGAAGACAAACUCAAGGGACAGAAAGUGGAGGAGAAGGGAAUGCAAAGCAAGCACAAUGAAAUCGACAAGAAACGUGUUGUCAUUCAGCAACAAAAGCAAAAAGAACAAGAUUGCAAGCAAAAAAGAGCCGAUAAAUUGAAAGGUCUCUGUCAGGAAUUAAAUAUACCCAUUGAAUUUGAUUUAAUGAAUUCGGUCAAUGAAAUCACUGAGUUGUUAGAUGAGAUACAAGCAGUUUUAACGUCCGAACAAUGUAAGAUAAGCGAAACUGUAACACAACACGACAAGGAGGAUCAAGAGCGUCAAACUAAAAUUGAUCAACUUAGAGUUGAGCUAACCAAGUUGCAAGAGUCUGUCUCCACCAUGCAAAAGCAGAAAAAAGCCUACGAAAAGGAGUCCGAGCAGAUAGAAAAGAAUAUUUUACAAACAGAAAAAGCCACCCAACAACUUAAAGUGGUUACCGAAAAGCUCAAAGAAACUGAACAAUGUUAUGAAGAGUCGCUGGCAAAAUUCAAUCAAAAUGAAGUUCGUGAAACUUUAAAGAAUGACAAAGAAACCAUUAAGAAAUUGGAAGCCCAAUUUCGUAAAGUAGAUGAACGUUUAACAUUCCUUAAUUCCAUAUCGAAACUGGUGGCCGAAUUGAGCAUUAAAGAGAAAGAACUUGAGAAACGUGAAGAUGAAAUGCGCAAGGUCAAAAGUAAACACAGUGACAACUUCCGCAAAGUUUUCGAAGAAGGCCGCAACAUAGAAACAAAUUUCCAUCGUCACUUAAAAGCGUCCUAUGAAAAGUCUCGCAUUAAAAUUAAGGAAUACAAUGAAAAAUUAAAUUCUCUAAAAUUGAAGCAUCAACGGAUUGAGAUUAAGCGCAAAAACCUUAAAGAUGACUUGCAAAAAUGCGAAAAGGAGUUGGAAGAUUGCAAAGAGAAAAUCUUUGAAAAGUGUCAUUCUACGCCCUACGAAGAGAUGCUGGCCAAAUCGAAGGCCUCAGUCAGUAAAUAUCAAUUGGAACAUGGCGCCCAAAAGUCAGCUGAAGUAUUUUAUAAAAAUUAUUUGCAAAAGAUUGAUGAGGAACCCUACUGCCCCUUGUGCCAGAAGUGUAUGGACACAGAUGAGGCCUCUAAUCUAACAACGGAAUUAACUGAUAAAAUACAAGAUUUACCGCAAAAUAUUGAAAGAGUAGAGAAGUUACUCAAGGAAGAACAAAAGAAAUAUGAAAGUUUAUUGCACUUAAAGCCAGUCAUCGAUAAAGUGGCUCGCCUGGAAGCGGAAAUACCCCAAAAGAAGGAGGUCCUGAAAACUUUACAAAAUCAAUUGGCCGAAUCCAGCAGUCUGAUGGAAAAUACACAAACCCUGCUGGCCGACCCCACUACCGUUUUGGAUACCGCCAAUUCUAUGAUGGGAGAUAUGUCACUCUUGGAUGAGUCCAUUAAAGAAUCGAAUCGCCUUAAAAACGAUAUCGAAAAGUUGAAAAGAAAAAUGCCCCAGGGCACUGACAGCGACAAUGUCUCCAUCGAUGAAGUACAAGCGGAAAAAACCACAAUUUCUGCAGAAUUGGAGGAGAAACGCAAAGAGUUGGAAAAGAAUCAGCAAUAUUAUGAAAAGAAUAUGGAUGCUCUUAAUAAAUUAAGAGAAUUGAAAAAUUCUUUGAAAGAUCAGCAAAUAAAACUACAAGAAGGCAUACAAAAUCUACCCCAACUUAAGGAACGCAAAAGCGAACUUAGUAACCUGUUAGUUACCAUGCUGGCCGAAAUGCAAGAGAAGCAAACAAGAGUUGCCCCCUUAAAGCAGCAACUAAGUGCAGCCAAUUCGGAAAAAUCCCAGCUGAAGGAGAAGAAUCGCGUUAAAAUUAAUCAAAUGCAAAAGAAACUGGAUAAUUUUAGAAGAAUGGAUCAUGACAUUAAUAGGCUGGACAACGAAGUUUUGGAUUACCAACAAUUAAACUUGGAUCAUAAAUUAAAAGAGAAAGAGGAGGCCCUAACUGCCAGCAAAGAGGAACUUAAGAAAAUAGCUCAAACCAUUUCCGAGACCACUGAAAAGUUGGAUGCCAUUAAAGUGGAAAUUGCAAAUCAAGAAUCUAUGGAUCGUGACUUUAAAGACAAUCGCGAGCUGAAAAUAUUGGAGGAAAAACAAAAAGAUUUAAAUGUUAAAUAUGAGGCCCUCUGCGAAGAGCUGGGCAAAUUAGAUUUCUCCACUGUCUCCAAAGAGAAAUCAGAGUUAACGAAAAAGCGUGACAAGAUCACCGUACGUAAAGGUGAACUAUUGGGUCAGCGAGGUGAGGUCAAGCAUCAAAUACAAAAACUUGAACGUGAGUUGGCCGAACCGAAAUACCGCGAUUCGCUGGUAAAUUAUCGUCGCAUCUUCUAUGAAGUACAGUUGACCAAGAAAGUGGUCAAUGAUUUGGGUCAGCAUCGUGUAGCUUUGGAAUGGGCCCUCAUGCAAUUCCACACCGAGAAAAUGCAAGAAAUCAAUCGUUUGAUACGUGAAUAUUGGCGCCUUAUUUAUCGUGGCAAUGACAUUGAUUACAUACAAAUUCAAACGGAAGAGGGCAAAGAUUCUGCCUCACCCAUGGAUCGUCGUCGCAGUUAUAACUAUCGUGUUAUACAAUCGAAAAACAAUUCGGAAAUUGAGAUGCGUGGUCGCUGCAGUGCCGGUCAAAGAGUUCUGGCCUCGCUCAUCAUACGUAUGGCUCUGGCCGAGACCUUCAGCAGUAACUGUGGUGUUUUGGCCUUGGAUGAACCCACCACCAAUUUGGAUCGCAUGAAUAUUCUGUCAUUGUGUGACGCCCUCAAUCGCAUUGUCGAAGAUCGCCAGGCUCAAUCCAACUUCAUGUUGAUCAUAAUCACUCACGAUGAAGCCUUCAUUUCCACCUUGGGCAAAAUCAAUAGCUAUCACCGCGUUUUCCGUAAUGAUGAGUGCAAAUCGGUAAUACGUCGUGUUGAAGUAGCCUAGAUGUCCGUUCUGUCGUACGUACAUACAACAUACAAAUAUGCGUAGUGGUAAGCAAUGUCAAAGUAUAAAAGUUUUAUUUAUGUGAAAAUAAACGGAUAGAGAUCUAAUUAAUUUUAUUCAAAA